AUGCAAUCGUCGGAUGCUUCCUCAACUUGGGACUUCACCGCGGUGAUUGAUCUCUUGCAUACCCCGACCAGACCUACUUCGAUAAACGAAUCUUUGGUACCCGCCACGCUAUCUGACAUACGGCAAGAUGUCUCGCAGCACAACUCCGGGGACCAGGGGCUCGGUGAUUUUACUGCACUAUGGGAUUUCUUGCAUCCAUCUGCUAUAACUUCCGAGUCUUCUAGCAAAAACGGUGCGGUCUCGUCCUCUAAGAAACAACCAAGGGAUGAGACUCGUCUUUCCCCUUCCAAACCAAUAUCAAUUCUGAAACGAACUGCCAAGGCUGUCACUCAAUACGGAACGGCCCACUCAUCUGACGUUCUAUCGGAUUCUACAGCCGAGUCUGACGGCGAUCUCAGCGUGUUUGAUUCCGCUGUGCCGUCCAAGUCAGCCUUGUCGUACGUCCCAUCGCAGGUCACCGAUAAAGAGCAGUUACUUACACCCCCAUCCUCUUGCGAAGAGGACAGUGCAUUGUCAUCUCACCCGCCAAAGGCUAAAAGGCCUGCUAAAGACAGCCCUCGCUACAAAUCUGCGGUAGAACGCAAGGCAGGGCUUGUGUCUAAACUCGGAAAACAAUUUCCGGAUUUCACUAUCAACCCGCCGUCCAUCUCUAAUGCUUUAAAGAAACCAUCUGCUGUCCAUGUUUUUGUUGAUGCAUCGAAUAUAUCCAUCGGUCUCCAUGACAGUUACAAGAUCCAGCACGGCAUCCCCGUCAGUACACAUAUCAAACGACUGCCGUUGUCCUUCCACAACUUUUCACUUAUCCUCGAACGCGGUCGGCCUGUAGCCAAAAAAGUGCUGGCAGGAUCAGACCGCUUCGCAGCCAUCAAUGAAGCCGAAAAACUCGGCUAUGAGGUCAACAUCCUCAGCCGUGUUCACAAAGCAAAAGAAUACACCCCUCGACAACUCAAAUUUCGCAAUGCCCUCGGCCCUGGAGGAAGCUCUGAGACGGGCACUUCUCCCUCUGAAAGAUGGGUUGAGCAGUGUGUGGACGAAAUUCUACACCUGAAAAUGCUGGAAAGUCUGAUUGAUACAGAUGAACCGGCAACCAUCGUCCUUGCGACUGGAGACGCGGCGGAAGCUGAGUAUUCAGGCGGCUUUUUGAGAAUGGUCGAACGGGCAUUGCAGAAAGGUUGGAACGUCGAGCUGGUUAGUUUUGCUAUGAAUACUAGUUUUGCUUAUAAGCGAAAGGAAUUCCGUGCGAAGUGGGGAGAACGAUUUCGAAUGAUUAAUCUGGAAGAUUAUGUUGAGGAGAUGCUCGAUAUGUAG
Talaromyces marneffei is the source of this 1308-nucleotide messenger RNA. RefSeq lists its product as uncharacterized. NCBI's taxonomy places the organism in Eukaryota, Fungi, Ascomycota, Eurotiomycetes, Eurotiales, Trichocomaceae. The record is from RefSeq and is a predicted model, not a curated record. Bases 1 to 1308 code for a protein of 435 amino acids. The transcript has a single exon. Gene Ontology annotation, biological process: protein import into nucleus. Gene Ontology annotation, molecular function: small GTPase binding; guanyl-nucleotide exchange factor activity. Gene Ontology annotation, cellular component: nucleus.